AAAGAAGAACAUUUGCCUCUUAGAGAGGCUUUAAGGUACAAUAUUCAUUAAAAUUAAUAUUUAUUAAUAAAGAUUAAAUAUUUUUUAUUAGGCUUAGAAAUGUACAAAUGCUACGGUACAAGAAAAAUAAAAAGAGGCAGAAUAAUCGGCUGUUGUUCUGACGUGGCGUUUCUGCAUUGCGUCCUAUAACACGCCACACGAAGUUCAUCGCACGUAACCCGUCCUUUGACCUUUCCUAUAUAAACCCCUCAAUUUCAUUUUCCUUCCUUAAUUUUGAAACCCAAAAAAUUUAACGUUAAUGAAACAAAGCCAUGUCAUCAAGCUCAAGCACAGUCACCGGGGACGAUAAGUUCCUGCAACCGGAGACGGUCAUCGCCGGCGAUCACUCGGCUCCCAACAUGAGCACGGAAGCCAUCUCUUUCUCCUCUGGAAACCCUAGAAUCGAAGAGACACGGGGAGUUAUGCAUCUCUUCUCUAAUGACGCCGUUUCCACCCUUCCCGUUGAAAGGAAACCUCUUGUAUGUGUGCUAGGGGUGCCAAACCACAUGACAUAUGCUGAUUUCUGUCAAUUUUGUGCUUCAUUUAUCCAUCAUAUAUUGGAGAUGAGAAUCGUCAGGAACGAUGGCAUGGAGGAUCGCUAUAGUGUUUUAAUAAGAUUUGAUGGCCAAGACUCUACAGAUAAAUUCUACCAGCAUUUUAACAACAGACAAUUUAAUUCUCUCGAGGAAGAAGUCUGCCGUGUGCUUUUUACAGUGGAUGUGCAGUUCACGGGCUAUAGCGGUUCUCUUGACCAUGUACAGUCUCCCCCCGCAAGUUCAACUGAGCAGCCUUCGUGUCCCGUUUGUCUUGAGAGAUUAGACCAGGACACAAGUGGAAUUCUUACGACCAUCUGUAAUCAUUCUUUCCAUUGCUCCUGUAUUUCAAAAUGGACAGAUUCUUCUUGUCCAGUAUGCCGAUAUUGCCAGCAGCAGCCCGAAACAUCGACAUGUUUCAUAUGUCAGACUUCUGAGAAUCUUUGGAUUUGUGUUCUUUGUGGUUUUGUUGGCUGUGGAAGGUAUAAAAGGGGACAUGCUAUAAUACAUUGGAAAGAAACGCAACACUGCUAUUCUCUUGAAUUGGAAACGCAGCGUGUCUGGGAUUAUGUUGGUGACAAUUAUGUCCACCGACUAAUUCAAUCCAAAACUGAUGGCAAGCUGGUCGAAUUGAAAUCACAUUGUCUGCAUGCUAAUGAUGGCUGUGGAAGCUGUGACUGUGCAGAUUCUGGAAUUAGUGAGGCUAUUUUGAGCUGCAAAGCUGAGGUUAUUGUUAAUGAAUACAAUGAACUACUCCGCACCCAACUUGAGAACCAAAAAUUGUAUUAUGAGACUUUGCUUCAACAAGUCAAUGAAGAAACUGAGAGAGAAAUUGCAGAUGCUGUUAACAAGGCUGUCAUGCAAAAACGACAGAAGAUGCAGGCCAAGCUUGACAGAUGUGUGAAGGAACAGAAAUUUCUUGAGGAUCUCAACGAGAAUCUUUUGAAAAAUCAGGAGAUAUGGAAAGCAAAGCUAUUGGAAGUUGAAGAGAGGGAAAAGAAGGCUUUGAGGAUGAAGAAUGAUAAAAUCCAGGCCUUGGAGGAACAGCUUAGAGAUUUGAUGGCACACCUUGAAGCAGGCAAGGCAGUGGAGCAGUUGUCAAUAUCUGAUGAAAUCAAUGAUACCACCGUCUUGCCAAAAGCACUAGAGUCUUCUUCGAGGAAGGAAGAAAAAGAUUCUAAAAAUCAAACGAGCAGCUAGAAGGGUCGAUGAGCAAUGAGAAAAGCGGCUUCCAGAAAAUAGUGCCUCUUGUGUAAGAAUUACUUGUUCCUGCUCUACUUUACAGGUCGGUGGUUUAUUGGUCAGGGCUUAGCCCAUGUGUUCAGGCACUGUUUUUGGUCCUAGGUUACAGAUUGACCAAGGGAAGUCGCUGUAAAAAGUUGGGGGUUUCAA
Theobroma umbraticum is the source of this 1964-nucleotide messenger RNA. RefSeq names its product zinc finger (C3HC4-type RING finger) family protein (gene BRIZ2). Gene Ontology annotation, biological process: Ras protein signal transduction; protein ubiquitination. Gene Ontology annotation, molecular function: ubiquitin protein ligase activity; zinc ion binding. The record is from RefSeq and is a predicted model, not a curated record. Gene Ontology annotation, cellular component: cytoplasm. Lineage: Eukaryota; Viridiplantae; Streptophyta; Magnoliopsida; Malvales; Malvaceae.